Molecule: messenger RNA, 462 nt
Organism: Phytophthora sojae
Lineage: Eukaryota; Oomycota; Peronosporomycetes; Peronosporales; Peronosporaceae
Exons: 3
Coding region: 1-462 (153 amino acids)
Source: RefSeq, a predicted model, not a curated record
AUGACGACAGGAACCGAGACGAUUUCAGGCUUGACAGCAUUCGCACCGCUACCGGCACCGUAUCGGUUCGAGAUCUCCUUCCGCGAAGCCCGGCUGAAGAUCGUCCUGCAAGACGUCCAGACGGAUCAACAAUGGUCCACGGGUUUCCUAAACGAAGGCGCCUACAUGACGAGUACGAAUCGAAUUGCGGAUGUGACUACCGCUGACUGUCUCGAUUUUAAAGAUACGCUGGAGUUCCUGAUGGACGCUACGGGGAGUGAGGCCACAGACUCGAGUGAUACUACGUGUACGAGCGAUGUCGACUCAGCAGCAGCAACGCUGGAUUCCCACCGCAUCCGACGGGAGCUGGUCAAGCUGGAGAACAACGCCCUCCAGCUCAAGCUCACAGUCAAGUUCCGCGUGCUCAGCUCGGCGUGGGGGGCCACGUAUGUCUUCCGCUUGGAGCCGCAUUCGCAAAAUUGA